ACCAAAUCCUUGGUUUCUUUGUGGAAGGAUUCCAGAACGCCAAGAAGAUAUCGGCGACGAUGGACGCGGUCCCAGAGCGCUUCGCCGGCCUCGAAGAGGACUACAUCGACUGCAAGCGCACGAUCAACAACUGCAUACACGACCUCACCCAGACCGAGCAGAAGAACGCGGCGCGGCAGUUGGCGCAGGCCACGAUCGUCGAGGCGCAGCGCUGUCUCAAGCUCAUGGCAGUCGAGGUCCGCGGCCGAUCGCCCACUCUUCGCAAGGAGAUGCAAGCCAAGAUUAACGUCUACCGCGACGAAAUCGCCGGCUUCCAGCGCGACCUGGAACGGGCCAUGCUCCUGGCCAAGACGACGCCGCCGUCAGCCGCCGCCGCCUCCAGCGCCAACGACGCGGCGCGCUACGACCGCAUCGUGACCAACACUAAUCGGCUGCAGCGGUCGUCGGACCAGCUCGAGCAGUCAAAGCGCAUCGUUGCUGAGACGGAGCAGAUCGGAAUCACGGUCAUGGACACGCUCGCCCAGCAGCGCGAGACGCUCCUCUCGACCCACGACAAGGUGCGCGAGACGCGGGAGCUCACGGGCGACGCCCGGCGCGUGCUCUUGCGCAUGAGCCAGCGCGUGCUCACCAACAAGAUCACUCUCUGGUUCGUCAUCGUCGUGCUCGUCAUUUCGAUCUGCCUUGUGUUUUACCACGACUUUAUCCACCCCAUCUCGAUGGCGCUGGGCGACUAAUACACUGUGCUCUCUUUGGUUCAUAA
This is a messenger RNA of Saprolegnia diclina VS20, 760 nucleotides long. RefSeq lists its product as hypothetical. Bases 60 to 734 code for a protein of 224 amino acids. The transcript has 4 exons. Gene Ontology annotation, molecular function: SNARE binding; SNAP receptor activity. The record is from RefSeq and is a predicted model, not a curated record. Lineage: Eukaryota; Oomycota; Saprolegniomycetes; Saprolegniales; Saprolegniaceae. Gene Ontology annotation, biological process: intracellular protein transport; vesicle fusion; vesicle-mediated transport. Gene Ontology annotation, cellular component: endoplasmic reticulum membrane; ER to Golgi transport vesicle membrane; late endosome membrane.